Messenger RNA from Aspergillus calidoustus, 2160 nucleotides. The record is from the annotation of a GenBank genome assembly. NCBI's taxonomy places the organism in Eukaryota, Fungi, Ascomycota, Eurotiomycetes, Eurotiales, Aspergillaceae.
AUGUCUUUCCCGAACCCGAACAGCAAUCCCAUCUACCCUACCUCUCGCUCACCCUCGGAGAAGUAUUGGCAAGCAAGCCGCAGUCCCGGAACCAACGGGCUAGGCGGUUAUGGGUUCUCCCAGUCUGCCGGUGUCACAAACAAUCUGAACAAUUUCUUUUCGGGUGAUCGCACCCUCCCCAUGUACAAAGACAAGCCAUACUUUGCCCCGCGACGUACGGGCCCACGACUCAGGCGGAGGAGAGCGCUCUAUCUUGGGAUCAUUGUGUUCGUGUUGGUCAGUCUGUGGUAUUAUACUUCUUCACCCAGCGGGUCUCCAUGGACACCCGACUCGGCCAAGGGUGAAGAGCUCUGGAAGUGGGUGCAAACGCUGGACCAGACAGAGCAGACUUAUGACGGUAUUGCGCUGAAGAACAUUGACUGGGAGUCACGGCGUGAGAAGGUCCGGGAUGCCUUUAUUAUUAGCUGGGAUGGCUACGAGCAGUAUGCUUGGGGUCUUGAUGAAUACCACCCAAUUUCCAAGAAGGGCAAGAAUAUGAUUGAGGGUGGAAUGGGCUGGCAGAUAGUGGAUGCGCUAGAUACGAUGAUGAUCAUGAAUCUGACCUCGCGCGUUCAACACGCCCGCACCUGGAUUUACAACUCACUACAGUACAAUCAGAAUCACGAUGUCAACACUUUUGAAACGACGAUACGCAUGCUCGGUGGCCUGCUCUCCGCUCACUACCUCUCAACCUCAUACCCCAGUCUUGCUCCGAUCUCAGAUGAUGACAUUGGAUCUCCUGGUGAGGAUCUAUACAUUGAGAAAGCCACUGAUCUGGCAGACAGGCUACUCGGUGCUUUUGAGUCCAACUCCGGUAUCCCAUAUGCUAGUGUGAACCUCAAUACCUCAUCUGGUAUACCGUCUCAUGCAGACGGUGGCGCCUCGUCUACGGCUGAAGCGACUACAGUGCAGCUGGAAUUCAAGUACCUAGCCAAGCUCACCGGGGAGGCCGAGUACUGGCGUAUCGUGGAGAAGGUGAUGCAGGUGAUCGAUGCACAACAGAGCCCAGACGGUCUGCUUCCAAUCUAUAUAUACCCCGAUACAGGCAAGUUUAGAGGAGAGAAUAUACGCCUCGGUAGCAGAGGCGAUUCCUACUAUGAAUACUUGAUCAAACAAUAUCUUCAAACUUCGGAAGACAUCUAUAAAGACAUGUGGGACGAGGCACUCAACGGAAUCCGCAAGCACCUCAUCACGUACUCAAAGAACGCCCAGCUCACCGUCCUGGGUGAGCGCCAGUCCGGCCUCAGGGGCCCUUUGACCCCCAAAAUGGACCACCUCGCCUGCUUCCUUCCAGGCUCCAUCGCCCUCGGCGCCACCGGCGGCAUUCCGCUCGCUGACGCUAAAAAGUCCUCCGAAUGGACCCUUCGUCAAGAUGAGGAGAUCCGCCUCGCCAAGGAACUGAUGAAAACCUGCUGGGCUACAUAUCUUGCAACCAAGACCGGCCUCGCCGCAGAAAUCACCUACUUCGAAAUCAACACACCCCACGUCUCGGAAAUUGACAAAUACCCAAGCUCCACGCUGGCGAUGGGUCAGAACGGCAAAGCCGCUGGCAAGGACCUGCCGCUCAACUCCGAAGCUAUUUACCCUCUAAACUCAGAGUCUGCCACCUGGCAGCACGAUAUCAACAUCCACACCCAGGACAGGCAUAACCUGCAGCGCCCCGAGACUGUCGAAUCUCUCCUGUACAUGUACCGGAUCACAGGUGACGAGACGUACCGACACUGGGGGUGGGAGAUGUUCAAAUCCUUUAUCAAGCACACGGCCGUCACCGAGAAAAUCACCACGCACGAGAUUGACGAGACGGAUCCCGAUGUCGACGAUGGCCCACGGGCGCGCAUUGUCAGCUUCACCUCGCUUUCGAACGCAGAUGUCAUCCCGCCUAUUCAGCGUGAUAACAUGGAAAGUUUCUGGAUGGCGGAGACGCUAAAGUACUUCUAUCUUCUCUUCUCUGACAGAGACUUUAUCUCGCUUGAGGAAAAUGUGUUUAAUACGGAGGCGCAUCCGAUGCCUAGGUUUAGGCCCACAGGUGACCUGAAGACGGGGUGGACGAGGCUUCCACCAGCGCCUCCUGCUCCCGCUGAUCCCGCUGCUGCUGAUCCUCAGCAGCCUCCACAGCCUUAA